GACUUAGAAUCCUGGUAGUGAUUGGUUGUGAGGCUUCGCUUGUAUCUAAUGUCAAUAAAAACAGAUUAGAUGUUGUAAAAAUAGAGGAGGGUCUUAAAAUAUGCUACCAGAGUUCCUUUCCAAGUAAUUGAUUGACUAGUGAGUUAUAUGUGGUAAAAAGUGCUAAGUAUUGACGAGCGAUGAGGGAGACUGUGUUCAGCUGAAAUUACUGCUUGUCAUCUGAAUGCAAGUUUUUGAGGGAUAUUUUUUGUUGAGUUUUUAUUUUAUUUUUUUCUUCUUUAUCUUGACCUAUGGAUUUUAAGUGUGUAUCGUGCACCAAACAGAUUUACGAUGAAAGAGCAAAGUGGAAUCCCAUUGAGUGCAGUGGAUCCAUGCAGAUCUAAAGCGUUAAAGAACAAUGAAUGCAAUUUAAUGAAUCUUUAAUGGAGGUGUACAACAACCUGUGGGAAAACCAUUGAUUUUAUUAUUUUUAUUUUAUUCGAUUGAGAUUAGCAGUGCUGAAAUUUUUCAUGUGACUGGUCUGGUGCAGUGCGCUCCGUUAAUUUUCGCGUGACUUAGUUGCUCCCUGGUGCGGUGUCCUCCGUUAAUUUUAGGUGUGACUAAGUGGCUCCCUGGUGCGGUGUACUCCGUUAAUUUUUGGUGUGACUGAGUGGCUCCCUGGUGUUGUGUCCUCCGUUAAUUUUUGGUGUGACUGAGUGGCUCCCUGGUGUUGUGUCCUCCGUUAAUUUUUCGUGUGACUGUGUGGCUCCCUGGUGCGGUGCUCUCCGUUAAUUUUUCGUGUGACUGUGUGGCUCCCUGGUUUGGUGUCCUCAGUUUACCUGGUGAGGUGAGUCACCAUCGUCUCUGAUUAUUGAUUGACUUGGGAACACCGUUAUCUUGUGACAGAGGACAAUAUCAGUUUCAUCUCUGAACCUUGUCUCCAUGUGUGUUCACAUAUUGAUUCAUCUUCUGAAAUUCGAUGGUUGAUCAGUGAAAUCUAAAGAAUUUACUAGGCUUCCAGUUCAAUAUACCCGUGCAUGACUGAAGCAGUAAUAGAGAGAUGUAAAGUUUGGAUUAAUUUAGAGAGUCUUGGGCAAGUGUUUUUGGCUGAGUUAUUGUGAAUUUUUUUUCUGGCCUGAAUUUCACAUUCCUUGAUUGGAUAGUCCUAAGAUGCAUGGAAUUUAAUCAAGUCUUGAUUGCUUGGCUGGGAGGAUUUUGUGGUAAUAUCAGAAACAUGACAGACAGAAACUUUCUAAGCUGUCACUUUAAUUAACUAUGAAUAGGAAUCGGAUUUCUGAGGAAAUUCUCUGAAUUAAGUCAUUUGAAUUGUUAUAUGUUGCAGAAGAAAGGUUUUAAGAUUCACGUGUUUUGAUGUCAGUGACUAUGGACUAAUGUGUGACGAGAUCUUACAUUCUCUGCUGUUUGUGACGAGAUCAUACAUUCUCCCCUGUCCUGAUGAGGACUCUGUGAUGUGCAGUGUAAGUUUGUUGAGGAGUUAUGGCCCCUGUGUUUGAGGGAACUAUUCGUAGCCCUGUGUUAUGAUAAACACAUUAAAACGGCUGUCUCUGCCGUACAGGAGAACAAAAACCGACACCUCUAUAAUUCCCAAGCGGCGAUCGUGCGAGCCUGUAGCUGCGUCACCUUACUCCUUUGUCAACAGUCAGGAAUGGACUCUCAGUCGAUCCGUUCCAGACCUCAAACUGGGAAUUCUGGGAAGUGUUCACAGUGGAAAGUCGGCUCUGGUUCAUCGAUACCUGACCGGUUCCUACAUGCAGGAGGAGUCACCAGAGGGAGGACGAUUUAAGAAGGAAGUAAUCAUCGAUGGUCAGAGUUAUUUGCUCCUGAUUAGAGAUGAGGGAGGCUCCCCGGAGCUUCAGUUCACACAAUGGGUGGAUGCUGUGAUCUUUGUCUUCAGUCUGGAGAACGAGAUGAGCUUCCAGACUGUCUACAGUUACUACGCCAAGAUGUGCCACUACAGAAACUCGGCGGAAAUCCCCCUCAUCCUGGUGGGAACUCAAGAUUCCAUCAGUGAGAGUAAUCCUCGUGUGAUAGACGAUACCCGCGCCAGGAAGUGUGCAACGGACCUGAAGCGGUGUUCGUACUACGAAACUUGUGCUACGUACGGACUCAAUGUAGAGAGGGUGUUUCAGGAUGCCUGCCAGAAGAUAGUACAGGUCCGGUACCCCUCACUACCUUCCACAAUUCCGAGCAUGCCCCCAGUCCCGAGCACGCCAAUCCACGCCCACCGAGCGUACUACAUCAGCCAACCAAUGGCCAACAAGCCGUUCGACACUCACAGUACAAGUAGUCAGUCUACGUCAAGCUCGGGAACCUUAGUCACCAGCAACAUGAGCAACACACCCAAUAGCAGCACACAGAAUGUGGCACAGGUUCAGCCCAAUGUGAAGGAAAUGGUCAAAGACUCAAGGCAGGAGAAAUCGGACAAGAAGAAAGAGAAGCAGACACAGGAAGUGGAUCAGGGAGAUAGGGUAGACCUAGCAACUUCCACGCCACUCUCCGCCCGUAAAAACAAGAAAUCCUCCAUAAUACAGAAGUCCAACUCCUUCAGUUCAUUAAGCCUUUUACAAGGGGCGACUGACAGCCGACAUUCAAACCCCUCCGUGACUACCCCAAUUCUCCAUCGGAAAAAUUCCAAGUUUUUAAAAUCCAGCUUUAAGACUCCUGACAGUGAAAUGGGAUCUUAUUCCUUUAUCAAGGAUAAAAUGGAUAAGUAUCUGAUGGAAUUAGAAAUUCAUGAGAACACUUCCCCUGUAACGCCAUCGGCCUCGCGAGUUGCCAACAAAGGGCGAUCCAGCCUAGUUCUUGAAAAAUCCGAUAGCAAAGAUCUUCCAACUCCCAGCAGUACGCCCACUCAGAGUCGAAAAAAUCGUCGCAGGUCUAACCUGUUUAAUCCUAAAAAUAAAGAAGAGGAAAAGAAAGGGGCUUUGGCAGAAGCAGAAAAACUAGGCAGUGGGCGUGUGAUCCCAAUCAAACAGGGAUACCUGUACAAGAAGAGUCAUGGACUAAACAAGGAAUGGAAGAAGAAAUAUGUCACACUGUUAGAUGACGGGAGACUGACGUAUCAUCCUAGUUUACAUGAUUACAUGGAUGAUGUCCACGCAAAGGAAAUUCAUUUGAUCCACACGACGGUAAAAAUUCCUGGUCUUCGGCCACGAACAACCAAGACUGUUCCAAACUACCCAGCACAGCAUCCCAACCAAGACGCUAAAGGUGAAAGUAAAACUAGCUUCUCCCUGAGUGGGAAAACAAGUAAAGAUAAGGAAAAUGUUCGUCUGACGGGAUUCGACGUCAUUCGGGAGCGUCACAACUCCAACUCUGAGGCUCCUUUCAUUAAUUCGGUAACAGGUCCUCAAGAAGGUGUUGCUAAUGGUGAUGGAAUUCUGGCCAAACUAAAUGGGAACAGUUUAGGGUCCAAAAUAGAAACACCGAACGUCAAGAAACGGCAUCGGAGAGCUAAGAGUGGUGGGCUCAAAAACGUGGGAGAUGGAGAUGAUUCUGAUGGUUAUGAGUUUAUGAUUGUCUCCUUGGAAAACAAACAAUGGCAUUUUGAAGCUGGAGAUUCCCAGGAGAGGGAUGAAUGGAUCAACGCAAUAGAACAACAAAUUUUAAACUCCCUCCAGGGAAAUGAAAUCAACAAGUCAAACAAGCGCACCACGUCUUCUGACCCCGCUGGGAUGCAAGCAAUUCGCACUGUCAGGGGAAAUAACUCCUGUGCUGACUGUGGGGCACCAAAUCCAGACUGGGCCAGUAUAAAUCUAGGAACAAUAGUUUGUAUCGAGUGCUCAGGAAUACAUAGAAACUUAGGGACGCACCUGUCACGAGUACGGUCGCUAGACCUAGACGAAUGGCCGCCAGACUUAGUAAGAGUGAUGAUGUCCAUAGGAAAUGGAGUAGCAAAUAGUGUGUGGGAACAUAGCAUAAAGAACAGAUCAAAACCCAGUCCAACUUCUCCUAGGGAUGAAAAGGAGAAGUGGAUACGAGGGAAAUACGAAACAAAAGAAUUUCUGCCUCCUCCCCCUUACCUAGACAUAGCUCUAAAUCAGCAAUUAAUAGAUGCAUUAGUGCGUGAAGACAUUAGGAAUAUUAUAUUAGUGCUUGGUCACAGUCGUGCCGAUGAUAUAAAUUGUCCGUACAGUAAGGAUGACGGCCGUACGGCGCUCCACAUCGCAGCUGCCCUCGGAAACGUGGUCUACGUACAGCUCCUACUGUGGUACAAUGCCAAUGUAAAGGUGGUGGAUCAUGAGGGACGGAAUGCGUUAUGGUAUGCAAAAAGUUCUGGUUCUAAUGAGUGUGUGGAACUUCUAAUGAACAAUGGCUGCCCGGAACACCCCACAUUACCACGGCGACGAGGAAGCAGUGCUCAAGCCGGCAAAAAUGACGUCUUUGAAAAAUUACCCGCCAGUGUUAUUUAACUGUAACCAUGGUUACUAUGUGAUUUAUUGGGUAUACUACUGCCAUUGUCAACCAUAGUCGUGCCGUUCAUUGGGAACUAGAGAUGAAAAUUCGUAACAAGUGUGAAAUCCAUGUUUAGUAGUACACAAAUGGCUCAAAUUUUCUUCAAGACAUACAGAAUUGAUAUUACAUUGAGAAAAGGAUUGAAGAGCAAGUUUUCUCUAUUUUUUAUGCAAUAUUGAUGCCUGUUUAAAACGAAUCUCAAAGAUAAAGAAAUAAUUGAGUUGAUGAGAAGUUCAGUAUUGGUUGUCGCGACAUUUUGUGAUAUGAAUCAAUGAUUUUAAAACCUUAGAAAUUCCCCGCUCCACCGUGACCUAAUUAAUAUAAAAGCUGUCUUUAGUAAGUCAAUAUAUCAAUGUAUUUACUGCAAUACAUAUAUUUUAUUUAUAGAAAUAUAUCAAAGACGUUGUCGAUAUUUAUUGAACGAUUGUGAGUUAUUGUGCAAGACCUAUGCCUGUCUGUGUGAUGUUGCGGGGCUUUGAUCAGAGGAAUUUGAAGGUUGAGAACAUCCCCUUUUUAAGCAUAUUAGAAUGUUAACUUUUUUGUAACAGUAUUUAUAUCUUUAACAAUUUAUUUUUCUUUCAAUUUUUACAUAGGUUGAUAUGCCAAUACUUGUGUGUGGAUGAGAUUUGAUAUCAGUAUUUAAAUUAUGAACACAAUCUGUAUAGGUCAAGUCUAAUCUUCUCUGUUUAUGUGCCUUUGUAAGGAAAGCAUCGUAUUCUUUUAAUGAGAGUGUUAUUGUUACUUCUUAGGUCUUCUUCUGAUCUUCUUAAUGUUUGAAUCAUUGUCUCUGAGAUGUUUUGUCAGGUUGUGAUAGACUGAUAUUCAGUAAUGUAUCAAAGAAAACAAAGAAAAAAAGAAGAAUUUACAAAUAAGCUCAGAUAUGGCUCCCUAGUUAUAAAAGAACAUAUCGGUGUGUCUAUACUCUAGUGUAAGCUGUCAAACAUUACAAAUUUUGUACAUAGGCUGAUCAUUUGUCCUAGGAAUCUUGUAAUCUGAUAUCAAUGGCCGUUUCGGCAAUUAUGUGCAAUAUGACCCGACUUCUGGUGGCAUUACUCAGCAUUUUAUGUCUGCAUUUCACAAGGUGUCCACUCAUCAUUUUCUGCAUAUCGUCAAAAAAUGUCAAGCUGGUUCAAAUCUCAAAGUUGUUUUCCAUCACAGUCCUGUGAUCUUGGUCUUCGUAUUCAAAUGUUCCACACAAAUUUUGGACCAGUUUUUAAUCCUUGUAGUGAAAUGUAUGUAAACCCAAUGAUGAAUUUGUGUGUGAAAUUUAAUGCUUUUUGAUUAAAAACGGCAACAAUUUGUCAACUACAUGUAUAUGUAAGACUUUGCCCCUUCUUCAUAGAAUUUUUAGCAACAUGUACAGUAUUUGCAAAACGGUCACUUCAAAGCAUUUUGUAUUCAGAAACUGCAUUAGUAAUUAAAUGUCUCCUUCUGUUAGUUGAUCAAAUGAAGAAGUCUUGCCGCUGUAUCGUGCUAAAUACUCCACAGCUUGUAAUUGUGCUUAGUCCCAUCCACCAUUGAACAGCUCGAGUGAGUGUGUGUGUGUGUGUCUCUGAGUGUGAAUGUCUCAUUGGUAGGUUUCAUGUGUAUUAGUGAACAGAAGUCACAGAAUUAAAGAAAUGGAAAUCUC
Ostrea edulis (European flat oyster) is the source of this 6085-nucleotide messenger RNA. Its product is annotated as arf-GAP with GTPase, ANK repeat and PH domain-containing protein 1-like. The record is from RefSeq and is a predicted model, not a curated record. Lineage: Eukaryota; Metazoa; Mollusca; Bivalvia; Ostreida; Ostreidae. Gene Ontology annotation, cellular component: nucleus. The transcript has 26 exons. The coding region runs from base 1518 to 4412 and encodes 964 amino acids. Gene Ontology annotation, molecular function: GTPase activator activity; GTP binding; protein binding.